This is a messenger RNA of Lactuca sativa (garden lettuce), 613 nucleotides long. RefSeq lists its product as uncharacterized. NCBI's taxonomy places the organism in Eukaryota, Viridiplantae, Streptophyta, Magnoliopsida, Asterales, Asteraceae. The record is from RefSeq and is a predicted model, not a curated record.
UUAGAACAUUGUCGUUAGCUCUCUCUCUCUCUCUCUCUCUCUCUCUCUCUCUCACACACACACGAACAUUUUGCUUGGUCAUGGUGAUGGUAACGUUUAGACUGAUGAGGAUGGAUAGUGGGGAUGAUGAUCAGCUACCGCCUCUGGUGGAGCCACCACCGGUGGCUGUGGGGCAGAGCCAUUCAGCAAACCGGUCAAUCGAGACGCUGGUGGUGGUGCUGGCAGUGAUAACCAUCGUCGCCGUGAUUGCAGGGUUCAUAGCACGGCUAUGUGGAGGAAGGCAUUAUGGUGGGAAUGGAGGAGAUCAUGAAGUUGAAGGAUGUAUUGAGAGUAGAUGCAGAAGCUGUAUUGAUGCCGGCAUUUCAACUGCACCACCGCCGCCGGCAGCAGCAGCAGCACCGCCAAAAGAGGAACCAAACCCAGCAAAAGAAGAAGCAAAAAAGUGAAGAAUGUACGGAGAGGGUAAAUUAAGGAACAGUAAUAGUAUAUCUUUUUUAUUUUUAUUUUUACAUAUUUAAAAUCUUAUAUGGUUAUUCAUUAUUGGUUUAAUCAAUUUAUUGGUGUAGAUGAAGAUUUCGGUCCCUUACAUAAUUAAAUAUGUUUUCUAACAAAA